Messenger RNA from Symsagittifera roscoffensis, 3935 nucleotides. Its product is annotated as transcription intermediary factor 1-alpha-like. The transcript is spliced from 11 exons. Bases 40 to 3636 code for a protein of 1198 amino acids. Gene Ontology annotation, molecular function: protein binding; zinc ion binding. The record is from RefSeq and is a predicted model, not a curated record. Lineage: Eukaryota; Metazoa; Xenacoelomorpha; Acoela; Convolutidae. Gene Ontology annotation, cellular component: chromatin.
AAAUGGUGCAUUAUUACUGUUUUCGUGCAAAUUUUUAAAAUGCAAAACACAAUCAUGGAAUCAGCCGAUACCGAAGACCCGCUGUUUCCAAGCAGUUGUGCACUAUGCCAGAGGCUCUUUAAACUGGACCGCGGUUUGAAACCCAAAUUACUUCCAUGUUUGCAUACUUUCUGUGACGAGUGCAUCAAAUUACAAUGUAAAGAAGAACGUUUCACGUGUCCAUUGGAUUCUCAAGAAUGCCGAAAUGUACAAGGUGUGAUGGACCAGUACUUCGUGCUCGAAAAACUGAGUCGAGACGAGUUGACUAUUGAUCAAUCUAACAACUCGUGUGAGGGCUGCGUAGCUGACGAAAAUGGCCGUGAACAAUUGAAACCGUCAGCUACAGGCUUCUGCAAGCAAUGUUCGGACUGGCUUUGUGACUCCUGUAUCGCUGCGCAUCGAAAAGUCAGAGUUACCAAAGACCACGAGAUUUUGUCUCACGACGAGUACAAAGCUAACACAUCCAGUGAGUGCGGAAAAUGGCGAUUCUGUGAGGAUCAUCCGAAUCAAAUGAUUUGCCUGUUCUGUGAACCUUGUCAGAUACUAACUUGCCGAAGUUGCCACUCCGAUUCCAAACAUUUAAACCACCAGUGUCAGUUCCUCAAUCUGAAAGCAUCAGUAGAGAAAUCAACGUUCGUCAGAUUGACAGAAGAGGUUUCGAGCAAACAGGAAGGCGUAAAGAAACAACACGUUGAACUGUCUCGUCAUAAGACCAAUGUUAAAGUUGUCCAGCAGACUGUCUCUGAUCAAAUCGAGUCUUGUUUUCGGGACAUUUAUCGGAAGUUAGACGCUCGAAAAAACGAAUUGCUUCAAGCAGUGGUUUCACAAUGCAACGAAGCCGAAAAGAGGAUCGAGAUCCAAAGUGAACGCCUGACUAAAGUGCAAAAUAUCAUGCGAUUUGCAGUUCUGUUCGCGCAACGUGCGGUCGCAUUGGAGGAAGCAUUUCCCCUGAUGAAAUCCAGAAUAGCUGUUUUAUCACAGCUUAAGAAUUUGACCAAAAUACCUCUAGAGAGCUUGACUGUUGAACAAGUUGAUAUCAAGUUCUCAUCAGACGGAAAUUGCGUGGAUUCGUUCUUGAAGUCUCUGGGUACUCUUGUAGAUGCUGGAAAAGUGCAAAAUGCUGAACAAAAGCAAAUGAGGGCUAAAGAUACGGGUUCAACAAACAGACAGCAAUUUUUUUCGCAAAAUGUCAAAAAAGAUUCCGAUAGUGAAGGUAGUAUGGUGACUCAGAAUAGCUCGAUGUCUCCCAUAAGCUCGGUUUCCAUGAGCAGAGGCCGAGGAAAACCUAGAGGUUCUGUAAACAACCGAGGCAAUCGAAUGAUAUUAAAAACAGGGCCAAGCCGAGGUAGACCGCCAAAGAUCUCUUUACCAACCGGUGCUCGUGGAAGAAAACGAGCAGUUGUUCCUAGAAAGAGAACGGUAAAACAAGAAGUUGAAAGACAUCACAGGACGCCAAAUAUUGUGCAAGCACCAGUCAAUUAUUCCCCAAAUGAAGUGCAUGGUUCCCCUAUUAGAAAUGUUCUGCAAUCCCCCGGAAGUAACUCUUUCAUGUCUCCUGGUCAUCAAAUUACUUCAAAAAGUCCAGUUGUUGCCAAGACUCGUUCGCUGAAUGAAAACUACGAACGAUCGCCAGCUCAUGUUAAAGUUGAUCCCCACAAUCAAAUGAUGGUACCUGGUGCAACUUUUCCUAGAUUUGGUCCGACGGCGCGGUUCCAACAAGGCGGUGGACCACCGACCUUGGUGCAACAGCCGAGAACACCUCCAAACAGAACUCCACCUCAUGCAACCAAUCACAUGGUCUCAAAUGAACAGCUUCAGCACUGGAAAAGUGUGUUCAUGCAUAACAGUCGGCCGGAAAGUGAGAUGGACCAGGAGCAAAUGCGGAUGCAACAUAUGCAAGCAGCAAUUCAUGACCAAGUUGUGUACGAGAAGCGUUAUCAGGAGUAUGCGAUGAGAACAAACAUGAUCCAAGGCCAGCAGCAUUCGCCCGCUGCGCAGGAACAAAUGAUCAUACGGACUGCUACGGAAUACGUUCGUCCGAAUUAUCAAAGGUCAUCAUCAGGCGCUAGUAGUGGAAUGUUGAGUCCUGGAAUGGCUCUAAUGCCUCCUCAGCAGCCUUCUCAAAUGUGGCAACCUCGAAUGGGACAACCUCAUUCCCCCGGCAGGUUCCCAUACGACGCUCCUCAUUUCAUGCAAGACUUCAUACCAUACUCACAACCGCAGAAUGCAAACAUUGAAGAUGGUUUUAUGAUAACAGGUAGUGGAUUGUCUCCUCAGCAUAAUUCUCCUGCGCUCCCGUCUGUCUCUAGUUUGUCGAGAGCUGUGCCCUCGGAUUUUUCACCGAGGAAAAAACAAGCUAUUGAGUAUCCCAGUUCUAUGCAAUCUCAAGGUCAAACUAAGAAUGAAAUGUUAGCUGCCGCGCCUUCAUGUGCAAUCGUUGAGCUGGGAAAUUCUUCUACCGAUGUUGACAGUCAGUACCGAAGGUCAACUUCAGAAGCUUCAGAUUCAAAUAUGCUGUCCAACAAUUCUCAUCAAAUUGAAUGGUCGUCGGGAUCUAUUGAUAAGCGUCCUAGAGGGAAAACAGCUCAGCCAGAGGUCAUCGAACUAGACGAAUCAAGUCGUCAUUGCCCCGCCGAUUGGUCGAAUGAAGCUGGUCAGCAACGACCGGCGAGUGCCGAGGAAACGGCCUUGGCAUGUGAACUCAUGCGAUCCGUAGACUCGGCUCAGGAUUUAUUUGAUGACAGGUUGAAGAGUGGCUCGAAUGAUUUAAUGUUGUUUCAGACUGUAGAUAACGUGCGUAUCUCUGAAGAAUCAAUCGAAAGGAGUUUGGAGAAAGGAGAUAAAUCUACUUAUUCAACGAAGCAACGGCGACAUAACAGGGAAAUGGUUGACAGUGGGAUCCCUGGAAGCUCUCGUAUCAAAAGAGACAAGAAAGGCAGAGAUGACAUGCAACAUGAUGAAUGGUGUGCAGUUUGCGCUGAUGGGGGAGAGCUGAUUUUGUGUGACACCUGUCCUAAGAUAUACCACUUGGAAUGUCACGUGCCAGCUUUGACCAGACCUCCUACUGGUGACUUCAGCUGCACACUGUGUCGUCAGUUCCCCACAGUAAUCCGAUCCAAGCUGAGUGCGGGCAAGCGGGCCAUGACCAAUGACGCCAAGAAGCUGUGUGAGAAGGUGUUGCUGCUUAUGUACACUAAGCCAGAGGGAGAGGACUUCCACAAGCCCGUUCCACUUGAGUACGAAGAAUACUACGAGGCAGUCUCGCAUCCAGUUGAUUUCUCUCACGUGCGGAAGAAGCUGGCUCAUUCGCCUACUAUUUCGCUCCUACGAGGAUACACGAGAGUCGGUGCGUUUUUAGAAGACAUGCGCAGAGUGUUCGACAAUGCGAUUUACUUCAACGGCUCGGAAAGCGAAUUGGGAAAAAUCGCAUGUAACUUUCUUCAGUAUUUUAGUAAGAAUUCGGUGGAAAUUUUGGGAUUUCAAGUCGGACCGUGCAGAACUGCACGUAGACCUGUACGUAGAGCUGCACUUAGAAAUGUAUCUGAUGAGAGUGAGGACGAAAAUGAUCGAAACAACGACGAUUCUCCUGAAUAUUGAUCCAUCACUCCAGUGAUCGAAAAAACUGUAAAACUUGAACUUGUUUCUGGAUAUAAUUCAUCAACAGUUUUAUUGUGAUGUGUUUUUUGCCGCUCUGUUUAAACUUCUUCUUGAAAUCUGUAACGGUAUCAAUCUCUAUUUUUGUAUAGAAAAUUCUUUAUUGGUUAAUAUUGGUAGAAUAUCUUCCCAUGGGUUAACUUAUCUGUUAAAGCAGCUUGCUCUCUAAAUUAAACGUUAUAUAAAAAAUAUAACGAGCGAUUUGGAUUUGUAAAUUAUAUUAUCUAAUUCUAAAAAUAUCA